Molecule: messenger RNA, 731 nt
Organism: Eufriesea mexicana
Lineage: Eukaryota; Metazoa; Arthropoda; Insecta; Hymenoptera; Apidae
Gene: s-cup
Product: spermiogenesis-related protein stanley-cup
Exons: 4
Coding region: 25-723 (232 amino acids)
Source: RefSeq, a predicted model, not a curated record
AAUGUCCUAUGCCUCGGAACCACGAUGAAAAGCUCGAGGUAUCGACGAACGAUGACGAUACUGGCCGCGCUCGAGGCCUCUUCCACGAGCAAACGUAAUGGCACGGGCGUGUACGAGGACGUGGCUAUUUUACCGGGAUACAAUGUCACCACGACGGCGAGCGGCGCGGCCAGCAAGACGAGUCACUUCGAGACCGAUUUGCAUGGGAAUGUUAACAUCCUUCUCGGCGGGGCGAUGCUCAGCGGCGUGAUUAUAGUCGUCUUCUUGAUGUGCUACUGCUGUCACAAGAGCAUCCGGAAGAACCGACCGCAAGAGUACCCGCAGUACUGGAGGACGGAACCGGACGUGCAUAGCCUCGAGGUCUUCACCACGGAAGCGCACGCCGCUUGCUGCGAGAGACAGUCGACGACCGAUGGAAACCAAGACGAGAGCACCUACGGUGCACUUUCCUGCCCCGUCACGCCGAACUCUGGCCCUGGACCACCUCCGACCUACGACAGCCUGAUCUUCGAUCCGAAGAGCUUACCCAAUUGCAUCGACAAGAAAGCCGAAGGCGCAGACACACCUGGAACCAUCAUUCCUUCCAUGGUGUCCACGUUGCUGAGCCUGAGCACGACCGUGAGACCCACGGAAUGUAACGAGGUCGCAGAGCAAGAAACCUCCGACGAAGGAUUGCCUUCUUACGAGGCUGCCUUAAAGCUAGACGCGAGUGGCUACGUCUAGCACGUGAC